AUGGUCUUUUCUUUGUCCAAGGAAUCGCAAGCUGAGUUGCAGCUGUUCCAGAAUGAAAUCGCCGCCGCCAAUCCGUCUGAUUUGCUACAGUUCUCCGCCAACUACUUCAACCAGAGGCUAGAGCAACAGAGGGCGUUUCUUAAAGCCAGGGAGCCCGAGUUCCGGGCCAAAAACAUUGUUCUGUUCCCCGAGACAGACGAACCCCUGUCCAGGCCCCAGUCAGCGCAGUCGCAGUCCAGGUCCAGAUCGAGCGUCAUGUUCAAGUCGCCUUUCGUCAACGAGGAUCCUCACUCCAACGUGUUCAAGAACGGUUUUGAUAUGGACCCACACGAGCAGGACGCCCACCAGCCAUUAAAGGAAGAGCAACAACAUGGCGGCGAAAAGGGCUCCACACCCCCGCUUCCAAUGCACUUCAACGCUCAAAGGCGUACCUCCGUCAGCGGUGAGACGCUGCAGCCAAACAAUUUCGAUGACUGGACUCCGGACCACUACAAGGAGAAGUCUGAGCAGCAGUUGGAAAGACUGGAGAAGUCCAUUGGCAACAACUUUCUCUUCAACAAACUCGACUCCGACUCGAAAAGGCUGGUCAUUAACUGUCUGGAAGAGAAGUCCGUGCGCAAUGGGUCUACCAUCAUCAAGCAAGGUGACCAGGGUGACUACUUCUACGUGGUGGAGCAGGGCACCGUCGACUUCUACGUCAACGACAACAAGGUCAACUCCUCUGGUCCCGGUUCCAGUUUUGGGGAGCUGGCUCUCAUGUACAACAGCCCCCGUGCCGCCACCGUCGUGGCCACUUCCGACUGUCUGUUGUGGGCCCUAGAUAGGCUCACCUUUAGGAAGAUCCUGUUGGGCAGCUCUUUCAAGAAGAGACUAAUGUACGACGAUCUGUUGAAGACCAUGCCCGUGUUGAAAAGCUUGACUACGUAUGACCGUGCCAAGCUCGCUGACGCCCUGGAUACCAAGAUCUACCAACCAGGCGAAACGAUCAUCCGCGAGGGCGACCAGGGGGAGAACUUCUACCUGAUCGAGUACGGCGCCGUGGACGUCUCCAAGGACGGUCAAGGUGUCAUAAAUAAGCUGAAGGACCACGACUAUUUCGGCGAAGUGGCCUUGCUGAACGAUUUGCCCAGACAGGCCACCGUGACCGCUACAAAGAGAACCAAAGUCGCCACUUUGGGUAAAAGUGGUUUCCAAAGACUAUUAGGUCCUGCGGUAGACGUAUUGAAGCUCAAUGACCCCACAAGACACUGA
Molecule: messenger RNA, 1251 nt
Organism: Saccharomyces eubayanus
Lineage: Eukaryota; Fungi; Ascomycota; Saccharomycetes; Saccharomycetales; Saccharomycetaceae
Gene: BCY1
Product: cAMP-dependent protein kinase regulatory subunit BCY1
Exons: 1
Coding region: 1-1251 (416 amino acids)
Biological process (GO): regulation of protein phosphorylation
Cellular component (GO): nucleus; cAMP-dependent protein kinase complex
Molecular function (GO): cAMP-dependent protein kinase regulator activity
Source: RefSeq, a predicted model, not a curated record